Messenger RNA from Protopterus annectens (West African lungfish), 6225 nucleotides. RefSeq lists its product as uncharacterized. Gene Ontology annotation, biological process: negative regulation of transcription by RNA polymerase II. Gene Ontology annotation, molecular function: DNA-binding transcription repressor activity, RNA polymerase II-specific; zinc ion binding. Lineage: Eukaryota; Metazoa; Chordata; Ceratodontiformes; Protopteridae. The record is from RefSeq and is a predicted model, not a curated record.
UCAAACUAAAAAGUAUAGAGUGAGUGUGCUGUAUGUAAGCUUGGUUUAUCUGUAGCAGUUUAAUGUGCUCAGUUUUUUUGGCAUUCUAGUCAUUUUGGAUUGUGGACAUCAGUAUAUCAUGCUGUUGAUAGAUUUUGAUAUAAAGUAACAAAACGUUUCUGUCAGGAGUUAUUCAGUGGACUGACUGUUGUCUGUAUAUAUCAAAUACUUCAGGGGCUGAAACUGAAACUGGAGCACAAAAGUGAAUAAAAAGACUUCUGGGAGAAAGAAAACAUGCAGAAUCUCUGUACAACAAAUGGGAGAACAGAGCAGUGCUGUGGAGAGCACAGACGGAGACUGGAGUUGUUCUGCCAGGAAGAUGAGGCCUUUGUUUGUGUCCUGUGUGUUCCCAGACAUUCCUGCCACAACUUUGUGUUCCUGCAUGAGGCAGUCAGUGUGUAUAAGGACAAAAUCAAAGUAUCCUUAUCAGUUCUUGAAUCCAAACCUAAUGAUCUCAGAAACUUAGCAACCAAGAAAGAAAAGGAACUUGGAGACGUACAGGAAGAUGCUUAUAGCUUGGAACAGUACAUUACACAAGAGUAUGCAAAACUGCACCAGUUUCUUCAUGAUAAAGAACAAAAACUAAUCCAACAGCUUAAGGAUGAAGAAGCAGAAAUUCUGCGACAGAUUGAAACAAAACUUGAAAGCGAAGAUGUGUGUAGUUUGGAACAAUACAUUACACAAGAGUUCGCAAAACUGCACCAAUUUCUUCAUGAUAAGGAACAAAAACUAAUCCAACUGCUUAAGGAUGAAGAAGCAGAGAUUUUAAGAGAGAUGGAAAAAAAUCUUGAAAGCGUAAGAAAUGAUGUUGUGGCCACUCAUGUGGCAGUGUCUUAUUCAAGCUUGGAGCUGAGGAAAAAAGUCAUAGAGACUCUUGAAGAAAAUGAAGACAGUAAUGUAGGUCUUAAAACUUCUGUUUUGGCCACUCUGGAAGUGGUGGCCGAGGAUAUGUCCGAACUUAUAAAUCAGAAAACUACUGGUUUUCUAACAGCACCAGAAACAUUCGAGGAUGUUGCUGUCACUUUCUCAGAAGAAGAGUGGAAGAUGUUAAGUAAACAAGACAAGGACCUAUAUAGGGAAGUGAUGGUGCAGAACUAUGAAAGCUUGAUAUCAGUAGGGUACAAAAUCCCCCCAGAAAAAAUAUUAUUGCUAAUUAAACAAGAUUCUGAUGAACCGCCAAAGUGUGAUGUGGAGGGAAAACAUAUCACAAAACAGCAGGGUAAUCAAGAAGGUGGCUUCAACAGAUCUGAAGUCCCAUCAGAGAAAUUAUUAUUGCUUCUUAAAGAAGGUUAUGGUGAACUACCACAGGAUGAUGAUGUGAGAAAAAAUGCUACAGAAAAGAACAAUAACCCUGAGCACAUGCUGAAGAAUGACAGAAGCACAGAUAGCAGUGUGAUUUGCCAUCAGCAUGAAGCACUUGUGACAUCCCUGUUACAUCACCCUAUGGACAACCUGCAGCACUGUGCUCAACCUGUGAAGGCUACCGACAGGCUUCAUUUCACACCUGCAACACCAUUUCACUUGGAGCUUAACUGUAGCAAGAGCUGUGAAUUUAAUGCAAGCCUUGCUUUGCAGCAAGGUCCAGUAGUGCAGCCAUCUUGUGCAACGGACAAACCAUAUCAAUGUCCGGAGUGCAGUAAGUGUUUUACACAGAAUUCUGAAAUGAGACGGCAUAUGGCUAUUCACACAGGAGUAAAACCGUACAAGUGUACUGAAUGCAGUAAGUGUUUUACAACGAGUACUCAUAUGAGAAGGCAUAUGGCUAUUCACACAGGAGCAAAACCAUACAAGUGUACUGAAUGCAGUAAGUGUUUUACACAGAGUUCUAAUAUGAAGCAGCAUAUGGCUAUUCACACAGGAGCAAAACCAUACAAGUGUACUGAAUGCAGUAAGUGUUUUACACACAGUUCUGCAAUGAAGCAUCAUAUGGCUAUUCACACAGGAGCAAAACCAUACAAGUGUACUGAAUGCAGUAAGUGUUUUACACACAGUUUUGCUAUGAAGCGCCAUAUGGCUAUUCACACAGGAGUAAAACCAUACAAGUGUACUGAAUGCAGUAAGUGUUUUACACAGAGUUCUAAUUUGAGAAGUCAUAUGGCUACUCACACAGGAGUAAAACCAUACAAGUGUACUGUAUGCAGUAAGUGUUUUACACAGAGUUCUCAGAUGAAACAUCAUAUGGCUAUUCACACAGGAGCAAAACCAUACAAGUGUACUGAAUGCAGUAAGUGUUUUACACACAAUUCUGUUAUGAGACGUCAUAUGGCUAUUCACACAGGAGCAAAACCAUACAAGAGUACUGAAUGCAGUAAGUGUUUUGCACACAAUUCUGUUAAGAGAUGUCAUAUGGCUAUUCACACCGGAGUAAAAUACAAGUGUACUGUAUGCAGUAAGUGUUUUACACAGAGUUCUCAGAUGAAAAGUCAUAUGGCUAUUCACACAGGAGCAAAACCAUACAAGUGUACUGAAUGCAGUAAGUGUUUUACACAGAGUUCUAAUUUGAGAAGUCAUAUGGCUAUUCACACAAGAAUAAAACCAUACAAGUGUACUGUAUGCAGUAAGUGUUUUACAUGGAGUUCUCAGAUGAAAAGACAUAUGGCUAUUCACACAGGAGCAAAGCCAUAGUGUACUGAAUGCAGUAAGUGUUUUGCACACAGUUCUGCUAUGAGACGUCAUAUGGCUAUUCACACAGGAGUAAAACCGUACAAGUGUACUGAAUGCAGUAAGUGUUUUACAUGGAGUUCUUCUAUGAAAUCUCAUAUGGCUCUUCACACAGGAGUAAAAUCAUACAAGUGUACUGUAUGCAGUAAGUGUUUUACACGGAGUUCUACUUUGAGAAGUCAUAUGGCUACUCACACAGGAGUAAAACCAUACAAGUGUACUGUAUGCAGUAAGUGUUUUACACGGAGUUCUACUUUGAGAAGUCAUAUGGCUACUCACACAGGAGUAAAACCAUACAAGUGUACUGUAUGUAGUAAGUGUUUUACACAGAAUGCUGAAAUGAUACACCAUAUGGCUAUUCACACAGGAGCAAUCAUGGAAAUAUCGAAUAGAGAAAACUAUAAAGCAGCUAAGACCAGAAGUAUCAAUUUGCUACAAAACAACAAACUCCCCCGAACUGGAUAUAAACAGGAAGUUUCCAUGAAGGAGUAUGCUGUGAACUGCCUGCUAUCUGAUAUGGAUAAAAGGUUGCAGAGACCAAAACGGCUGAAACUAGGGAACAAAACACUGGAAAAAGACUGCAGAGAGAAAGAAGAGAUGCAGAAUGUGUGUGCUACAAAUGGGGGAACAGAGCAGUGCUGUAGGGAGCACAGACAGAGACUGGAGUUGUUCUGCCAGGAGGAUGAGACGUUUAUUUGUGUCCUGUGUGUUCCCAGGCAUUCAUGUCACAGUUUUGUGUUCCUGCAUGAUGCAGUCAGUGUGUAUAAGGACAAAGUUAAAAGAGCCUUGUCAACCAUCAGAUCCAAAGUUGGCGUUUUAAAAAAUAUACAAAACAAGAGUGAGAAGGAACUCAAAGUCAUGCAUGAAGAUGCUUAUAGUUUGCAACAGUACAUUAAUCAAGAAUUUGCAAAACUGCAUCAGUUUCUCCAUGAAAAGGAGCAGAAACUCAUUCACCAACUUAAGACGGAAGAAGAAAAAACUCUGAAUGAAGUAGAAAAAAACCUUGACUGCAUCAAAAGUGAUGUUAUAUCCACCGACAUUACAGUGGUUGAUGCCAACUUGGAGCUCAAGAAGCUAGUCAUAGAGACUCAAGAUGAAAAGGAAGAAACCAAUUUAUACAUUAAAAAUGAUGUCAUGGCCUUUCAGGAAACAGUACCUCAUAACUCAGAAGUUGAAAAAGUACCAGUAUUGUUUGAGGAUGUAGCUAUUUCAUUCUCAGAGGAGGAGUGGAAGAUGUUAAGAAAACAAGACAAGGAGCUUCACAGGGAAGUGAUGGCACAGAACUAUGAAACCUUAAUUUCUAUCGGAUCUGAAGUCCCGUCAGAGAAAUUAUUAUUGCUCCUUAAAGAAGGUUAUGGUGAACAGCCACAGGAUGAUGAUGUCAGAAAAAAUGCCACAGAAAAGAACGAUAACCCUGUCCACAACCUGAACAGAUCUGAAGUCCCAUCAGAGAAAUUAUUAUUGCUUCUUAAAGAAGGUUAUGGUGAACUGCCACAGGAUGAUGAUGUCAGAAAAAAUGCUACAGAAAAGAACAAUAACCCUGAGCACAAGCUAAAGAAUGACAGAAGCACAGAUAGCAGCAUGAUUUGCCAUCAGCAGCAACCACUUGCGACACCCCUGUUACAUCACCCUAUGGACAACCUGCAGCAGUGUGCUCAACCUGUGAAGGCUACCGAGGGGCUUCAUUUCACACCUGCAACACCAUUUCACUCGGAGCUUAACUGUAGCAAGAGCUGUGAAUUUAAUGCAAGUCUUGCUUUGCAACAAGGUCCAGUAGUACACCAGCCAUCUUGUACAAAGGACAAACCAUAUAAAUGUCCUAAAUGCAAUAAGUAUUUUUCAACCAGAGGUUGUCUAACAAGCCAUCAGGCCAAUCAUGUGGGGAGCAAACCAUAUCAGUGUACUGAGUGCAGUAAGUGCUUUAGAUGGCGUUCUAGUAUGAUGCGUCAUAUGGCUAUACACACAAGAGCAAAACCAUACAAGUGUACUGAAUGUAGUAAGUGUUUUUCAUGUAGAAGUGACCUAAUACAACACCAGGUCAUUCAUACAGGUGCAAAACCAUAUCAAUGCACUGAGUGUAGUAAGUGUUUUAGAUGGCGUUCUAGUAUGAUGCAUCAUAUGGCUAUUCACACAAGAGCAAAACCAUACAAGUGUACUGAAUGUAGUAAGUGUUUUUCAUGUAGAAGUGACCUGAUAAAACACCAGGUCAUUCAUACAGGUGCAAAGCCAUAUCAAUGCACUGAGUGUAGUAAGUGUUUUACACAGAGUUCUAGUAUGAUGCGCCAUGUGGCUAUUCACACAGGAGCAAAACCAUACAAGUGUACUGAAUGCAGUAAGUGUUUUACACAGAGGGGUAAUAUGAUACGCCAUAUGGCUAUUCACACAGGAGCAAAACCAUACAAGUGUACUGAAUGUAGUAAGUGUUUCACACGGAGUGAUGAUAUGACACUCCAUAUGGCUAUUCACACAGGAGUAAAACCAUACAAGUGUACUGAAUGCAGUAAGUGUUUUUCAUAUAGAUGUUUCCUGAUACAACACCAGCGUAUUCAUACAGGUGCAAAGCCAUAUAAAUGCACUGAAUGUAGUAAGUGUUUCACAGUUAAACAAAAUUUAGUAUAUCACCAAGUGAAUCAUACAGGUGCAAAGCCAUAUAAAUGCACUGAAUGUAGUAAGAGUUUUGAACAGCAUUCUAAGCUGAUGCACCAUAUGGCUAUUCACACAGGAGUAAAACCAUACAAGUGUACUGAAUGCAGUAAGUGUUUUUCCUGUAGAAGUCACCUGAUACAACACCAGCUUAUUCAUACAGGUGCAAAGCCAUAUAAAUGCACUGAAUGUAGUAAGUGUUUCACACAUAAACAAAGUUUACUAUAUCACCGACUGACUCAUACAGGUGCAAAGCCAUAUAAAUGCACUGAAUGUAGUAGGAGUUUUGCACAGCAUUCUAACAUGACACGCCAAAGGCUACUCACAAGAGCAAAACCAUACAAGUGUACUGAAUGCUAUAAGUGUUUUUUACGUAGAAGUCACGUGAUACAACACCAGAUCAUUCAUACAUGUGCAAAGCCAUAUAAAUGCACUGAAUGUAGUAAAUGUUUCAAAUAUCAAAAAAGGUUAGUAACUCACCAUGUCAAUCAUAUAGAGAACAAACCACAUAAAUGUGCUGAAUUCAAUAAAUAUUUUUUAACCAGAUGUUGUCUAACGCGCCAUCAGACCAUUCAUGUUGAUAGCAAACCAUAUCAAUGUACUGAGUGCAGUAAGUGUUUUACACAAAGAUCUAAUAUGAAGCAGCAUGUGGCUAUUCACACAGGAACAAAACCAUACAAGUGUACUGAAUGCAGUAAGUGUUUUACACAAAGAUCUAAUAUGAAGCAGCAUAUGGCUCUUCACACAGGAGCAAAACCAUACAAGUGUACUGAAUGCAGUAAGUGGUUUGCACAGAGUUUUCAUAUGAGAAAUCAUAUGGCUAUUCACACAGGAAAAAAAAGAGGGAGCAACAGUGAUUACCAUCAUGGAAAUAUUGAAUAG